AUGCGCGAUCGCGAACGUGGGAAACGAGAAUUCACAAAUGAGACAAUACCCCGUUGCUGUGUUGGUCUUAGCAUCGAUCUUCUUAGAAUCCUCAGUGAACGCAUCGGAUUUGAUUUUGAGCUCUUCGAAGUAGAAGACCACAUAUGGGGAUCAAGGCAAACUAACGGAGAAUGGAACGGUUUGGUGCGAUCCAUACUGGAUGAUAAAGCAGAUUUUAUCAUGACUUCAAUGAAAAUUACUCCAGAACGUAGCAAAGCCGUCGACUUCACCGUACCAUUUUUGGAAACAGGCAUCACCAUUAUUGUGGCCAUUCGAGAAGGAGCUGUCUCACCAACUGCCUUUCUAGAGCCCUAUGACUACCCAGCUUGGUGUUUGAUCCUCGUAUUCAGCGUUCAUGCGACAGGAGCGUCCAUUUUCAUUUUCGAAUGGCUUAGUCCAUUUGGACUGCAUCAAGGAAAAACCCCUAUCCGAGAGCACAAGUUUUCUUUGUUCCGAUCGUUUUGGCUGAUUUGGGCCAUGCUCUUUGGUGCAUCAGUUAACACAGAUAAUCCGCGAGGAGUCUCCAGUCGUUUUCUCGGCAACGUAUGGGCACUUUUUGCGUUAGUCUUCCUUGCAAGUUAUACAGCGAAUCUAGCAGCCUUUAUGAUUACAAAAGAGGAAUUCUACGAUUUGUCUGGCAUUCAGGAUUGGAGGCUGAUGAAUCCACACGCUCUAAAGCCACCAUUCCGGUUCGCUACAACACCAAACGGAAGUACUGAAACAAACUUGAAAACAAACUACCCAAGUAUGUAUAGAUAUAUGAGUAAGUUUAACCAGCGUGACGUCACAGAAGGAAUAUAUGCUUUGAAGAAAAAUAUGAUUGAUGCCUUCAUCUACGACGCAACAGUGCUGGAGUACAGAGCAGGACAAGAUGACUUGUGUAAAUUACGUACCGUAGGAAAUUGGUACGCAAUGGCUGGCUAUGGUGUGGCCUUUCCGAAGGGGUCGAAAUAUAUUGAUCAAUUCAACCAAGUUCUAUUAGAUCUUCAACACAAUGGUGAAAUGGAACGUCUCCAGAAAUUCUGGUUAGCAGGAGCCUGUAAGAAGCGGGACCAAACUGGUGAAUCUAGCAACUCUCUGGGAAUUCUCAACUUUACGUCUGCUUUCAUUUUAUUGGCUUGCGGUAUGGCACUGGGCAGCAUUCUAUUGGUAGUUGAACAUUUCUAUUUCCGAUUUGGACGGAAAACUUUACAGAAAUGGGAUAAAUGCGGUUGCUGCGGAUUAGUGAGCUUGAGCAUGGGAAAAUCAUUGACAUUUGAACAAUCAGUGAGAGAAGCGAUAGAAAGGAGCAGACGGCACCGAUGCAAAGAUCCACUCUGUGAAACAUCAUUGUGGAAAGCACGACACGAAUUAGACCUUGCUCUUCUUAAAAUCGAAAAACUUCACUUGCAGCUAACAUCGUGCGGAAUUACUCCGGAGCCUGGUGCCGUUUGGAAAUUGCAAUCAGACUGCUACAAGCCCUGUGCACGCGAAACGAAGAAAGCCAUUAAAUUCAAAGAAGACAACGAUAAUGAGGAUUCUCCGAUGCAGAAAGGCUAUAAAUGUGAACUAAUGGAACCAGUUUCGGUUCCGGUGCUGUUGUCAGAUCCUGCUAAUGAUCAAACUAACACAACACAGCUAUCAACGGGCACGCCCCAUUUAAACAAACAGGUUUUCAGGCGCUCGCCAAGUUAUACGACAGCCAUGUCUGUAGACGAAGAACCAAAACCUCAGGCGGGUAAAACAAGAUAUCACAAUGGAAAUUAUUACAUUGAAGUUGACAACCGAGAAAUUGAAAGUGUCCUUUAAAAUAACGAUUUCGUUAAGGGGGAAAAAAGAAAAGGAACAUUUUUAACGAUAAUAAAUAAAUAAGGAAAUAUGCCCAGAACAUUAAAAUGGCGAAAGUGAUAAAGAUAUGAAUAUAAUUCAAAUUAACAAAUGAAUAGCAGCGAAAAUUAUUUCGGGAAUGAGAAAAAAAAAAAGCAAAAUGAUAUUCACUUUGUUAUUUUAUAAAAAUGAGUACUGGAAUUUUAUUUGAAGAAAAAAUAAUAAAAAUAAUAGGAAACGGGAUUGACCUAAGACAGAGUAAAAGAUUUUUAAUAUGGAUGCGAAAAUGUGACUGGGAAAUACAUAACAUAAACUAACAAGACUGAAUAUCAUGUUAAUGCCAAAAUUAAAGAAAAACAGAGAAAAAAAACUGUCAAUCAAUCUUUGAUGAAUGUAUCAUACAAAUUAUCUAUGUGACAUGGUAAACUAAGAAGAUGAAGAUAAUGAAGAUGAUGGAGAAGGAGAUAGAAAAAAUAUUCAUUUCAUUUUAUUUUUACGGUCUAAUCUUUUCCACAAAGACAACGACAUCAGAAAAGAAACUUAUCAUAACUGCGAAAUACUUUACACGAAGAUUUUCUUCAAUGUUUUCAUUUUUUUGUUGUUGUUUUUUGGGGUAUUUUUUUUUCUGUCUUCAUGACAGUGUUUUCUACAUUCGGAAAUUGAUCUUCUAGGAAAUACGCAACUGUAUUAUUAAAAAGUAUACGUACACACACACACACACACAUACACAAAUAC
Molecule: messenger RNA, 2580 nt
Organism: Octopus bimaculoides (California two-spot octopus)
Lineage: Eukaryota; Metazoa; Mollusca; Cephalopoda; Octopoda; Octopodidae
Product: glutamate receptor ionotropic, NMDA 2A
Biological process (GO): monoatomic ion transport
Cellular component (GO): membrane
Molecular function (GO): signaling receptor activity; ligand-gated monoatomic ion channel activity
Source: RefSeq, a predicted model, not a curated record